AUGAGCUUGAGCCCGACCAGCAUUCGUGUCCGCCUUUCUUCGUCGCACCAUGACUUGACAUAUCAAUGGACCGACACCGAGCUCAUCGUUGCGCACGACCGAAAGAAAGACAAAGCCUCCAAGCAGGUUAAAUCCCACCGUAUACCCCAUGAAAAUGUACUGCGCGUCUCUUAUGAUCCCAAAGGCUCGAGUCUAUCGGUUUCAUACAUCAAACCCAAGAAGAAGAAGAAACCCGCGUCGCUAGUGGUUCUAACUGGCGCGGUUCAGGAUGGUGAAGAGAAGGCGGCAGCAGAGAACUGGGCAGAGACUGCCAUGAAGUGCCUAUACGACAACCGUGGUAUCAAGCCAGCCCGACGUCUGCUCGUUUUCGUCAAUCCUCACGGAGGCAGCGGCCGAGCAGUCAAGAUUUUCAACAAGACUGUAAAACCUAUCCUCCAAGCUGCUGGUUGCUCGCUGAAGGUCAUUCAAACCGAACGACAUAAACAUGCGUACGAGGUUGUCAAGGCUAUGGACCUGGAAUACGAUGCCAUUGUCACUGUGUCUGGCGAUGGGCUGGUUCAUGAAGUGCUUAACGGACUCGCCCAACACGCUCAGCCGCUCAAGGCAUUGACCACGCCUGUCGCUCCCAUUCCGGCUGGCUCUGGGAACGGUCUUUCACUCAACCUUCUUGGGCUAGACAAUGGGUUUGAUGCUACCCAAGCGGCACUGAACGCAGUCAAAGGGCGUCCCAUGCGCAUAGACCUUUUCUCUGUCGUUCAGAAUGGCAAACGGAGCAUAUCUUUCAUGUCUCAAUCUCUGGGUUUAAUGGCAGAUCUUGACCUCGAUACGGAACACCUUCGCUGGAUGGGAGAUACCCGUUUCAUGUAUGGUUUCUUACGUGGUGUCCUUGCAUUUGAAGCUUGCCCGGUUCAACUGUCGAUAAAGGUGGCCGAGAAGGACAAGGACAAGAUGGCUGAAAUCGCACAUGCCCGAAACCAGGAAGUCUGUGUAUGCAAUUUGGAAGAUGAUAAAACCGCUGCAGCGCACGCAUCGCUCCCGGCGUUAAGAUACCUUCCAGACGAUAACGAUGGUUGGUAUACCAUAGAUGAACCCAUCUUAUUCGUUUAUGCUGGGCAGGGCCCUUAUGUGGGAAGGGACUACAUGGCAUUCCCCGUUUCGCUACCGGACGACGGCUUGAUUGAUAUUGCUGCAAUGCCACUCUCCUCCAGAAAGGAUGCCCUCGCCAACAUCUCCACUGCACCAACAGGAGAGUGUUUCUGGUUCCCUAAACUUCAUUACUUCAAGGCUGAAGCGUACAGAAUAAAGACUCUCGGAAAGAAAGGCAACUUGUCGAUUGAUGGGGAGCGUUUCCCCUUCGAAGAGUACCAGGUGGAGGUCCACCCAGGCCUUGGAACCCUUCUCAGCCCUCACGGUCGGUUUGUCGCAGAGUUCAAACCUCGGUCUGCCUCCAAGUAG
This is a messenger RNA of Coprinopsis cinerea okayama7#130, 1455 nucleotides long. RefSeq lists its product as hypothetical. The record is from RefSeq and is a predicted model, not a curated record. Bases 1 to 1455 code for a protein of 484 amino acids. Lineage: Eukaryota; Fungi; Basidiomycota; Agaricomycetes; Agaricales; Psathyrellaceae. Gene Ontology annotation, biological process: sphingosine biosynthetic process. The transcript has 11 exons. Gene Ontology annotation, cellular component: intracellular membrane-bounded organelle; membrane; cytoplasm.